AAUUGUAUAAAAACAGAUAUUCAUCGAAUAAAAAAUUAAUAUAUUUUUAUGAACUCUUGCGAUCAGUAGUCGUUCACUUCUAAUCGUAUGUUUUCGAUCAAUAUGAAAUUAUUUUGCGUAUUUUUUGUGCUGCUUUUUGUGGACAAAUAUUUUGUAUCUGCGGUCGAUUUUAGUUUCAAAAAACAAAUUUCAAUAAAGGAACAACUCUCAUUGAAAAAUAUCUUACGCUCACUGAGUAGUGUGAGUUCUCCAAAUGGAAGACCCAAAAGUAAAGAUGAAGAAUUUCUUAUUGCGGCUAGCGUUGGUAAUACGCAGAUUUUAGAAAAACUCAUCGAUGAAGGUGUGAAUCUUAAUACACGUUCUGUGCAAGGAAUGACGGCUCUUCACUUUGCUGCUGAUAAUGGUCAUUACGAAGUAGCAAAACUGCUUGUUUAUAGCCGUGCUGAUGUUAAUGCACAAGAUUUCUUCCUUAAUACACCACUACACAUCGCGAGCAGUCAUGAUGAUGUUGACAUGAUGAAAUUAUUCAUAGAAAACGGAGCUCGCUUAAGUAUACAAAAUUUGGCAAGAUCUCCCCCAAUCAAGCUGUGUACUGUCAAAGAUCAGCUAAGUUCAAUUUUGGCAGAUAUAAAUUCAAAGGGCGUGGAGCUUCUUGAUGCAAUUAAAAAAGGAAAAAUAAAAAUGGCUGAAAAGCUUAUUAAAGAUGGAGUAGAUAUUAAUUCAAAAUACUAUAGUAAUAUGGAGGGAAUGACACCAAUAUACCAAGCAAUAAUGAGUGGUCAAGAUAUCUUCGCUUCAUUGCUCGUUCUCAGUGGAGCCGAAGUUUCGGAAAUAACUCCAAGUGGGAUUGCUUUACGUGAAUAUGCAAAUUUGAAAGGUAUUAAGCUUCCGCCAGCUAUUUACGAUCAGAGAUCAAAAAUAAGAACAGAAGAAAAGCGAGUUCAUGAAUGGCUUCAAGAAAAUCCCACACCGAAGGAAAUUGAAAAACAACAAAGACAAAAUGGUCACGCCUUAACUUGGCAAGCAUAUCAUCGUUUGGACGAUAUUCACGCAUUUUUAAAGCAUUUGGCUAAAAAAUAUCCCAAAUUGUGUAAGCUUAUAACGAUUGGAGAAACGCACGAGAAACGAUCACUUGUCGUGCUGAGAAUUUCGAGCGACAAACCGGGUAACAAAGCAAUUUGGAUUGAUGGUGGUAUACAUGCGCGAGAAUGGAUUAGUCCAGCAGCCGUAACGUACAUUGCGAAUGAUUUGGUGGAGAAUUGGAAAAAACAGCCUGCACAUGUUCAAAAUAUAAAUUGGCAUAUUUUGGCCGUUCACAAUCCAGAUGGCUAUGAAUUUUCACAUCAAAAUGGAAAUCGAUUUUGGCGAAAGAAUCGCCGCCCAAAUGUAUCGAGCAGAUGUUCAGGAGUUGACUUGAAUCGAAAUUAUGGAUAUCAUUUUGGUAAAUAUGGCAUAAAGGAAGCUGAUCCAUGCAGUGAUUUAUAUCGUGGAGCGAAUGCCUUCUCUGAGCCGGAAACAGAAGCAGUUCAGCGUUUUUUUAACGAAACCGAUGAAGCAUUUUGUGGAUUUCUCACUUUCCAUAGUUUUGGUAGAUACAUUGUACAUCCAAAUGAUGGAAGAAUGUCAAUAUUGCAUGUAGAAGCCAUAAGCCGUGUUGGCGAAGAAGGAGUUCAGGAAAUGAAUGCAGCCGGCAAUCAGAAAUAUAUUGUAGAUAAAGAACCAAAGCCAGCGACGGGUUGUUCCGAUGAGUGGGCGCGAAGUAUUGGAAUUAAGUAUGCUUAUACCGUUGAAUUGCGUGACAAAGGUCGUUAUGGAUUUCUUUUGCCCGCCAAUCAAAUCGUACCCACCGCUCAGGAAGCGCAAGCAUUUAUUAAAACCAUAUCGAAGGCAAUAUCUGAAGACGUACAAAACAUGAUUUUAUAGUUUAAGUCCGAAAUAUAAAUUCACAACUCACACAUCGUUUCGAUUCAUGUGUAAAAAAAUACUUUUUUUCCAAGAGUUUUGAUUGGAAUAAAAAUGUAAUUUUAUCUCUUAUA
Contarinia nasturtii (swede midge) is the source of this 2036-nucleotide messenger RNA. RefSeq names its product carboxypeptidase A1-like. The coding region runs from base 88 to 1923 and encodes 611 amino acids. Gene Ontology annotation, biological process: proteolysis. Gene Ontology annotation, molecular function: protein binding; metallocarboxypeptidase activity; zinc ion binding. The record is from RefSeq and is a predicted model, not a curated record. The transcript is spliced from 15 exons. NCBI's taxonomy places the organism in Eukaryota, Metazoa, Arthropoda, Insecta, Diptera, Cecidomyiidae.